CUUACGUGCUUUGUUCCUCCGAACAUUCAAAGGGAGGAAAGGUCAAACCAAUGUGGCUGCGACCAAUAAAUAGUACAUGCCCAGAAAACGGGGAUUAUUCGUAAGCAAAGGCAGGGAGAAUGCCGAUCGGCGAGAUUGUUCUUUCAGCUUUCUUACAAGCUCUGUUCGAGAGGCUGAUGUCUCUCCCUUUCCAGGACUUCUUCAGGAGGCGAGAGAUGAACGAGAACAUACUCGAGAGGCUGAAUGUUGCGUUGCUAACGAUAAAUGUGGUCCUUAUCGAUGCAGAGGAGAAGCAGAUCACAAACCAAGGUGUCGAAAAAUGGGUCAAUGAGCUGAGAGAUUCCGUUUACCAUGCCGAGGAUGCUCUCGAUGAUGUUGCUACUGAAGUUCUGCGUGGAAAAUUGCAAGCUGAAUCUUUCAUCGCUAGGCUGAGACAGCUUCAAGGCAGAAGGUCACUGGGAGAUUUUCUUGAAUUUAACAGUGAGGAUUUGGAGGCUAAGCUCGAGAGGGUCACGAUGAGGCUCGAACGUUUAGCCUCGCAAAGAGAUGUCCUCGGCUUGAAAGAGAUAUCCACGAUGAAACCGAAACCAAGGCUGCCAACUACGUCGCUGGUAGAUGUAUCUGAAGUUUUCGGUAGGGAUAAUGAUAAGGAUAAGAUCAAGAGAUUCUUGAUACCGGAAAACGGGUUGGAUAGUGAAACAGCCAUCGUAGCCAUUGUCGGAGUAGGAGGGGUUGGCAAGACCACACUUGCACAGCUCUUGUACAACGAUUUUGACGUUCAGCGUCAUUUUAGGACAAGGGCUUGGGUUUAUGUCUCGGAGGAGUUUGAUGUUUUCAAGAUUACCAAGAAAGUCUAUGAGUCAGUCACUUCCCGACCUUGCGAUUUCACUGACCUGGAUGUACUUCAGGUUAAACUGAAAGAGAGAUUAAUGGGCAUACCAUUUCUUCUCGUACUGGACGAUCUGUGGAAUGAAAAUUUCGUUGAUUGGGAUCUUCUGCGUCAGCCCUUCAUAUCUGCCACUGGGGGAAGCCGGAUUAUCGUGACUACACGAAGCCAACAUGUUGUCUCGAUCACCCGUGCUGUCCACACACACAGUCUUCAACCUUUGUCUGAUGGAGAUUGCUGGUCGUUGUUUAUGAAACAUGUGUUUGGCAAUCGGGAACCGUGCCUAGAUCGAGAACUAGGAGGACUUGCUGAGAGGAUAGUGCACAAGUGUCAAGGCCUACCUUUGGCUGCAAAAACGCUCGGUGGUCUUUUACGGUUGGAAACCGAAGCUAAAGAGUGGGAGAGGAUCCUAACCAGCAGGAUCUGGGAUCUUCCUUCUGAUAAGAGCAACAUACUUCCAGUUUUACGAGUGAGCUAUUACUAUCUUCCCGCUCGCUUGAAACGUUGUUUUGCAUAUUGCUCGGUAUUUCCCAAAGGGCAUGCGUUUGAGAAGGAAAGAGUCAUUCUUUUGUGGAUGGCAGAAGGAUUAUUGCAUCAGACAAGAUGCAGAAAGAGUCUGGAAGAGCUUGGGGAUGAGUACUUUUCGGAAUUAGUUUCGAGGUCCCUGUUUCAACGAAAGAACAAGACGAGAUUCGUGAUGCACGAUCUUAUCAGUGAACUGUCUGAGUUUGCAUCUGGAGAGUUCUGUAUCAAGUACGGAGAUGACUGCAAACGUCUCCCGGCUUCAGAAAGGACGAGAUACUUAUCAUACCUUCGGGACUGUUAUGGUGAAUCUAUGGAGUUUGAGGCACUUCACGAGGCAAAGUUUCUCCGGACUUUUCUACCGCUGAGCCUAACAAACUCUUCUCGGUCCUGCUUCUUAGAUAAAAUGGUUAGCGAGAAAUUACUCCCGAACCUAACACGCUUGCGUGUUUUGUCUUUGUCGCAUUACAAGAUCACGAGGUUGCCAUCUGUUUUCUUCAGGAACAUGAGCCACGCCCGGUUCUUAGACCUUUCUUACACUGAACUCGAGAAACUUCCCAAAUCCGUUUGUGUUUUGUACAAUCUUCAGACACUUCUUCUGUCAUACUGUCCUAAUCUGACUGAGCUGCCUACGGACAUUUGCAACCUCAUCAAUCUGAGGUAUCUUGAUCUCGUCGGGACGAGGUUGAGAUUAAUUCCACGAAGAUUCGGUAGAUUGAAGAGCCUUCGGACUCUCACUACUUUUGUUGUGAGUGAUGGUGAUGGGGCAAGGAUUUGUGAACUCGGGGAUCUUACAGAGCUUCAUGGAAAACUCACAAUCCUUGAGCUUCAUAGAGUUGUGGAUAUUGCCGAAGCUUCAGGAGCAAAGUUAAACAGCAAGAAGCAUCUAAAGGAGAUAGAUUUUGUCUGGAGAGCACGAUCUGAUAGCUCGGAAAUCAACACAAAUCCUCACAGGAUGCAGAUUGAAGCUGAGGUCUUCGAGAUGUUGCGUCCACACCAUCAUAUCGAGAAACUCACCGUCGAGAGGUAUAACGGAAGAAAAUUCCCGGAAUGGAUUAGCGACCCUUCAUUCUCUAGCAUCGUGUUCUUACGUCUCGAUGAUUUCCGGAACUGUACAUCCUUGCCACCCUUCGGGCGACUUCCAGGUCUCAAAGAACUUCACAUCUCAAGAAUCAGAGGGCUGAGAAGCAUAGGUUCAGAAUUCUAUUUCGGAAAUUCUUCACCUCGUGAUCAAGAGAUACAGCCAUUUAGAUCGCUUCAGACAUUGCGAAUUGAUGACUUGCCAGAUUGGGAAGACUGGUUGGAUGUAAGGCUGGCAAGAGGAGAGCUGUUAUUCCCUUCUCUCCAGAAGCUAUUCAUUCUGAAAUGUCCUCAGCUUACGGGCUUUCUUCCGACCCGUCUUCCUGAUAUGAUCUCUCUUCACAUCCAUGGGUGCGAACAGUUGGAUUUUCAGCCCGACCACCAUGACCACAGCUACGAAAAGCUUCAACAGUUAAGCUUACGUAACAGCUGCGAAUCUCUGGUAACGUUUCCUCUCUGCCACUUUGCUAAACUCGAAGGACUUGAAAUCCACAACUGCAGAUCUCUGCAAUCUCUUCAGCUCUCGAACGAGCAUUUGCUCGGUCUCGGAGCUCUGAGAAGACUGAGAAUCAGUGACUGUCAGAAUCUGAUGCGUCUUCCCGAGAGGAAUUUCCCGCCUCCGGAGCUUCAAGUUACAAUCUCGAACUGCAGGAAUCUCAGACAGGCAAGGGAACAGCUUCAGUAUCCUCAGCCUCCUCUUCCAAGACCAAACAUGUCAGGUUCGAGGAGGUCUGACUCGUAUGGAAGCUAUGGUUCACCACCAUCAAGAUAUGAUUGACUCGAUGAUGAUGAUGAUGAUGAUUCAGUUUGUAUCUGUAUCUGUAAUGUUUUCGCCAUUGAUUUCUAUUUGAUUUUAUUUUGCAAUUGUAUGAGUAAUUAUACUAAAAAAUUAAUUUAUAUUUAAAUUGAUUA
Molecule: messenger RNA, 3400 nt
Organism: Tarenaya hassleriana
Lineage: Eukaryota; Viridiplantae; Streptophyta; Magnoliopsida; Brassicales; Cleomaceae
Product: putative disease resistance RPP13-like protein 1
Exons: 2
Coding region: 120-3266 (1048 amino acids)
Biological process (GO): defense response to other organism
Molecular function (GO): ADP binding; protein binding
Source: RefSeq, a predicted model, not a curated record